UUCCGUGUUGUCGGACGUUCUUCGUCGUCGUUGUCCGUUUUGUUUCGUUUAUCGUCGUCGCGUCAGCCGUCGUAGUUUUUUUACCGUCACGCAAACGAUUUUAAUUUUUCGAUCGAACGGUGAAUGUGUUUUUUGAUUGUGCCAUCAUAAAUAAAAGCUGAAUACCGAUACAGUGCUGAAAAUAUAAUAUUGACAUUCAAUAAUAUCGUGUCCGUCAUCGUACCCGCAACUUUUGGAUUAUAUCUCGCUGGUGGACAGAUCACCGAAACGUGGAAUAUUCACCAAAAAAAGAUCCGAGUGAGCACUGCACGCACGUUUUAUUCAUGCGUGUGACCUAGUAGUGGAAGGGACUCCUCUUGCGUAUGAUGUAAAAAACCAAGUGGACCGGACACGAAGAGUAUAACACACCCGUUCGGGAGAACCAUGUGUGGUCAGGGUAGAAACCGGCCUGGACCUGUGGCCAUGUUUACGUUACUGCUUGUACUCGUCAACGUCCAAGCAGGUUUCGGGUCUUCGUCGGAAACAGGUGGCGGUGGUGGAGAAGUUGACGAGGGGUCAUACUUGCCGGGUGGUGACACUCUCAUGCACCCGGUGACGGCGUCCAGUUUGGACGCUCCCGUCCAACUUCCGAUAUUCCUCGAAGAACCGAUGGAUGCGUACGUGAUCAAAGGUAAACCAGCCUCGCUUACUUGCAGGGCGGCUCAUGCGUUGACCGUACACUUCCGAUGCAAUGGCGACCGGAUCGAAGAUACUAUGGGUCCUGUAGUAACCGACUUCGUGGACCCGCAGACCGGCGUCCGGAACGUGGAAGCUAUUGUAAACAUCACCAGGAACCACGUAGAAGAGUAUUUCGGAAAGCACAACUAUCAGUGUCAGUGCGUGGCUUGGACUUCGCGCGGAGAGAUCAUUAGCAGACCAGCCAACGUGGUCGUAGCUUACCUGAAAAAACCGUUCACGUCAGUUCCGUAUUCAGUGAGUGUGGAAACGGACCGAAACGUUGAGCUUCGAUGCUUGCCGCCGGACGGCGUUCCACCACCCCGGGUGUAUUGGCUGCGGAACAACGUGCCGAUCGAACCGGACAAUAACAUGAUCGUGUCCAGCGAGGGAAACCUGUUGAUCGGCCAGGCUCGACUACAGGACACGGCCAACUACACGUGCGUGGCCGAGAACGUGGCGGCCAAGAGGCUCAGUGACCCGGCGUUACUCACAGUCUACGUGAACGGAGGCUGGUCACCGUGGUCACAGUGGUCCGAAUGCAGUUCCCGGUGCGGCAAAGGGCAGCAGAAAAGGACCAGAGUGUGCAACAACCCGGUGCCGCUCAACGGGGGCAAACCCUGCCCAGGGUCGGCGGUGCAUAAGGCCGAGUGCACUUCGAUCUGUCCGGACGGCGAAUACAGUGACACCGUAGCCGAAGAAGCCGUCGACGGUCAUUGGUCGGCGUGGUCGUCGUGGUCGCCGUGUGGUCCGGACUGUCGUCAUCAUCGAACCAGAACUUGUACCUCCCCGAGCCCCUCGAAUGGAGGAAGAUACUGUGUAGGUCGAGACUCGUCAACUGGAAACUGUUCAGGAGGAUCUUGUAUCGGUGGCAGAGAUGACCCUGUGAAUUAUGAUGAUGAACAAUUCACCGAGGAAGCGGCUACUAAAUCGGCAGUGGAGACAGAUGUGGCGCUGUACGUGGCACUCAUAGCCGCCUCCGUACUGCUUGCUGGCAUGGUACUGUUGUUCCGACUGUACAAGAACAAAGGCCGGGAUCACAGCAUGUACAACAUGGCCAACUCAGAUUUUCAACCGGAAUUUUUCCCAGACCAAGAGAAAAAGACUUACUCUCUGGAAUGCCAUUCACGGAACGGUGGCUGCAACCAUUUCCAGCAAACGCAACCAGACCUAACCAGAACCGUAGUAGUGGUACCGUCGUGCUACGAGUACCCGUUUACCAAUGACCAAAAUGCGUACAGCUUGACUAGGUCUUGCUCGGAACACCAUUAUGACGUGCCCCAUCACAAUGGAGGUGGCGGUGGCGGUGGCAGUUCAACGGUUACUACGGCCAUCAUGGCACCGCCGGUUCCGUCUGUGGCCCCAGACAGUCCGAAUGCGCUUUCGUCUAGUCCCGAAUCUAGUCACAGCUUGACCAGCUAUACUUGUUCGAGCAAGUCCCAGUCAGACUCAAGUGGCAUGGCAUGCCAUUGCAAAGACUACUUGUGGAUGAAAGAGACUGCUGUGACAUCGACAGGUUGUCGUUUAGAGUGCAAAGAGUACGGGUUGUCGCUGACUAUUCCCGAAGGAGCCGUCGCUAAGUCUCAAAAGGAACCCGUACUGUUUGCCUUAUUACAAGACGAAUACAAGCCGAUACUCUCCGACGGGCAAACGCAGUUAAGUCCAGCGGUGAUGUGUGGCCCUAACGGAAAGAGCUUCAAGAAACCAGUAAUCGUCGGAAUGCGACACUGUGCAAGUCUGAUGCAAGGGCCCUGGGUGAUUUCAGUGCUGAGUUGUGACAUGCCCCUGGGCACGAAACCUAAAUGGAAGAAAAUUCUGACGUUGGGAGAGGAAACGAUCAAUACAUCAGUGUUUGUGCAAAUGGAUGCAGAACAUGUGUAUUUGAUGAGCGAAACGCUGUCAAAGUUUGUGUUGGUUGGCGAACCGGACUUGACGGUAGUUAGCAGUCCACCCGCCAAGACGCUUAAAGUGGUCCUGUUUGGAUCGCUGAAUCGAAAGUUUAAGUACGAUAUCCGGGUUCACGUGGUCGACGAUAACGGCGUGGCUUUAGAGCGGCUGAAACACCAUGAACGCAGUGUCAGUGGAGGCGUUAUGUUGGACAAAUCCAAGUCGAUAUGCUUUCAAGAGGGUGGCGGCAACCUAGUGGUUACCGUAGACGACAUUGGCGCCAAUUGGAGGAGUAAGCCCCAAGACAAUUAUAAGGAGAUCCCUUUCCAGACCCUAUGGAACUCGGGCGGCCUUGCGGUGUUCUCACUAGAGCCGUACGAACAACAGUACCCGGACUCAUGGGUGAAUGUUUCAUGUAGAGUGUGCGUAUCACAAACUGCAGCCACUGGGUCGCUGCGUAACGUUAAGCACACAUUUAAGGUGAACCAGGACCCGAAUAGCCUAUCAUCCGUCGGCCAUCAGCCUAGACAGCCGAGGACAGUGACCAGCACUACAGGCAGCGGAUCUAGCGUCACUUCGUGCGAUCCAACGCCAUUUCGAUUCAGUAAAGUCUUACGUAAGCAACUCUGUCAAUGUUUAGAUCCACCAAAUUCUAGGAGCAACGACUGGAGGAUGUUGGCUCAACGGCUCUCCAUGGACAGGUAUAUUAACUAUUUCGCGGUCAAGCCCAGUCCCACCGACCAGAUAUUGGACCUGUGGGAGGCCCGACACAGGGAGCCCACGUCCGUCACGGACCUGUUGAACGUGCUGAGACUGAUGGGACGCACGGACGCCGCCUCGCUGCUGGAACGCGAACUAGGCCCGUGGCUGUGAGCAGCACGGGGAGCGGCAGCGGGCUACGCUCGUCCCCGGCCGCCGACACCGACGCCACCACCACCGCCACCAUUAGCAGUUCCUACGACGCAUAUUUUUUUAUAAGUCUCCACGCCAUGCGAUUUAGUUUCUUUAUUUUAUGUUAUUAUAAGAGUUUUUUUCUUCAAAAUUUUACGUGUACAUUUUCUUGUUUUUGUUUGUUCAUUAUAUU
Molecule: messenger RNA, 3685 nt
Organism: Rhopalosiphum maidis (corn leaf aphid)
Lineage: Eukaryota; Metazoa; Arthropoda; Insecta; Hemiptera; Aphididae
Gene: unc-5
Product: netrin receptor UNC5C
Exons: 17
Coding region: 424-3474 (1016 amino acids)
Biological process (GO): motor neuron axon guidance; netrin-activated signaling pathway
Cellular component (GO): membrane
Molecular function (GO): netrin receptor activity; protein binding
Source: RefSeq, a predicted model, not a curated record